AAAUGCAAUUUAAAGGUCCAAUUACUCCCCACUUUCACUUCAUCUUCUUCUUUCAGAAUCACUUGGCUUUCUCCUUCUUCAGAACUUUCAACCCCUGAUCUUUGAUACUCGUGUAUUUAUUCCCUUUGUAUACUAGUAUCGAGAACUAUGUACAUUAAAAGCAUGUUAUAUGCUUAAUAUCUCAGGUGAGGAUGAAGAAAUAUCCCGUUGUAUUCCCGAAAUACGAAACCGGCGACUAUGGUGCUAUUGAUUUUGAUCCUGAAGUAGACUUUGCUCAGUUCUUGAAUGAAGCAAGGCAACACAAGAACGUUUCGGACGUUGUCGGUUCCUCCCUGAAUGUAGAACAUGGAGGGAGGAGAAGAUCGGGCGAUGAGAAGAAGGAGGGCAAGAAGUCAUGGAAGAGUUCCCUAUUCUCAUGGCUGAAAUCCGAUAAGAAAAGCAAGCAUCGGGUCGAGCCCGCAACUAUUACUUCCUCCUGUAAGCCGAAGCCGAGAAAGGGACAUACUUCCGGCCCGAUAUAUGGGAGCACUGUCAGGGGAUCCGAGGUAGUGCACCACCGCCCAACAUCAGGCCCGCUUUCGGGUUUUUUCAGCAAGACAAAGAGAUCAGAGAACAAGACUCCAUACCUCACCCUCGGCCAGCUUGACAGGCCUAAUGGUAAUGGAGCUAGUCCAUACGGGCCCGUGUACCUUGUAACCUAGCGUGUGGAGUGACCUCCGAGUAUCGGAGGACUUAGGUUAGAGGCUGUGAAUCAUUCUUGUGCCGUGAUACCACUUCCAUGAUUAGGCUUUCAAUGAAGUUUCAUGUUGCUGUGGCAGGGAAGAGCCGUUCAGAGCAAACUUUGCUCUUACCAGAAUGGAAGAGCCGUUCGCAUUGAAUCAUUCAUUGUUAUAUUUCGAUGUCCGUUUUUU
Messenger RNA from Punica granatum (pomegranate), 911 nucleotides. The record is from RefSeq and is a predicted model, not a curated record. Lineage: Eukaryota; Viridiplantae; Streptophyta; Magnoliopsida; Myrtales; Lythraceae.